AUGCUUCACACCAGAGACAACUCCUUUCCAAGCAGCAGCGCAGGCGUCCCAGCAUCCUACGAAACACCAGCACUAGCAGACCUCCAGAGACUGAUUUGGUUCAGAGGAGGGUCUGAUAACCAUGUGGACCAAGUCUGGCCAAAUAUUUACCUGGGAGAUGCGUGGGCUGCUAGGAGUAUAACUACUAUUCAAAGCCUCAACAUAACUCAUAUCCUUAAUGCAGCGGAUGGGCCAUAUAGCAUCAACACAGGAGCCAAAUAUUACAAAGAUCUGCAAAUAGAGUACUUCGGAAUAGAAGCAUUUGAUGAUCCUUCCUUUGAUUUAAGUAUCUUCUUCUACGAUGCUGCCAAUUUCAUAGGCAAAGCCUUAAACACUUCAGGAGGUAAAGUUUUUGUUCACUGUGCCAUGGGGGUGAGCCGCUCUGCAACAUUAGUGCUUGCCUUUUUGAUGAUCCAUGAAAACAUGACGCUCGUGGACGCUCUGAAAACAGUGGGUUCUCACAGAGACAUCUGCCCAAACACAGGGUUUCUCAGCCAGCUGCGAGAACUGGACAUUAAAUUAAGCGAAGAGAGGAAAAGAACCAGAGAAUCUGCUAGCAAAGCAUUGUAA
Molecule: messenger RNA, 609 nt
Organism: Centrocercus urophasianus (Greater sage-grouse)
Lineage: Eukaryota; Metazoa; Chordata; Aves; Galliformes; Phasianidae
Product: dual specificity protein phosphatase 13-like
Exons: 3
Coding region: 1-609 (202 amino acids)
Biological process (GO): negative regulation of MAPK cascade; protein dephosphorylation
Cellular component (GO): cytoplasm
Molecular function (GO): MAP kinase phosphatase activity; protein tyrosine/serine/threonine phosphatase activity
Source: RefSeq, a predicted model, not a curated record